Molecule: messenger RNA, 890 nt
Organism: Aspergillus costaricaensis CBS 115574
Lineage: Eukaryota; Fungi; Ascomycota; Eurotiomycetes; Eurotiales; Aspergillaceae
Exons: 1
Coding region: 88-549 (153 amino acids)
Biological process (GO): proteasome regulatory particle assembly
Molecular function (GO): protein-macromolecule adaptor activity
Source: RefSeq, a predicted model, not a curated record
CAUUCAUCUAUUUACUUUGUCUCUAUCUAUCAAACCCUCCAUCCCACCUUACAUAUACGCAUCAAACCUCGACACAACCAAGCAACCAUGUCCGCCGAAUCCCUCCCCAUCAGCCCCGCCGCCUUCGCCGAAGCCAUCAAAGAGCUUCCCCUCCCUGUGCUCUACGCCAAAGUCUCCGAGAUCCGCAACUCCAUGGCGCACCUCCACCGCUCCAACCAGGAACUGAGGACAUUCAUCAAUGAAUCAUGCGACACGGACUCCGAAAAGCAAGAACUAGAGGCAUAUAUUAAGGAGAACGAGGACGUGGCAGUGUCUAUGCUGGAGAGGAUCGAGCUACUGAAGACUGAGGUGGAAAAUCGGGGACAGAAAUGGAUUGAGCUGGAGGAUCCGGAAAAGGAGAAGGUGAAGGAGAAUGGUGAAGGGACUGCCAAUGGAAAUGAGAAUGGAACGGUGGAAGGGACGGAGGAGGUGCGGAACCCCGCUGCGGGGAAUGAGGACCGGAAUCAAGAACACGACCAGGACCAGGACCAGGAGGGAGUUUAUCUGUAGUCGUGAGUCUCCGUCUUGGUGAAGAAUUCGAGACCAGGAAAGGUACAAUGCGGCUUUUGAGGAAUAUCCAUCUAUCGCAUACGAGAACUCCUACAUGGGCAGCUACCGACUACCUCACCUACCGCCGAGAGUGUCGCAAUGUCGCAUUUGCAGGCCAUUUGAACCACUGUCCGGUCAGCCUUCUCUAUUGGGUACAGUUCAAUUGGGUACAGUCGAAGCGUGAGAGACGUCGCGCCGCUGAUUGUGUCCAUGCUAGUCGAAAUCUAGUCCUUCCGAAGGAAAGCCCUACUUUAUCUUCAUGCUGAUUGUUCAUAAUCUCAAUUUGGCUGAUCAGUGUCAUC